Chlamydomonas reinhardtii is the source of this 1518-nucleotide messenger RNA. RefSeq lists its product as uncharacterized. NCBI's taxonomy places the organism in Eukaryota, Viridiplantae, Chlorophyta, Chlorophyceae, Chlamydomonadales, Chlamydomonadaceae. The coding region runs from base 226 to 1092 and encodes 288 amino acids. The record is from RefSeq and is a predicted model, not a curated record. The transcript is spliced from 10 exons.
CUACUUGUCCUCCAGUCGCUCGCGACGCCGGCACUCAGUCGCCGCUUCCCUGAUCGAACCGCCUCCCUAAGCGCUUGGCUCUUUUAGCAGCAUCCGGCCUUGGCAACUGCAAGGCACGGCCUGAACACCCGCGCAAAGCCGCGUUGACCGCCGGUCGCCGGUGACGUGCGGCAGCAGCAGCCGCAGCCGACACGCCGCAGGCACAACCCAAGCUAACAGCCACACAUGGCGAGCUACAGCCCCGUCAGCCCGCAGCCCGGCACUUCCGAGGCGCCGGGCGGCGUCAGCCAGCCGGCACCCGGCAUGGGCGAGAAGGACGCCAAGCGCAUCGCGGAGGGCGUGAACGAGGAGUACCACGACCCUCUGGACGACUGGUCCAGUCGUGACACGCUGCUGGGCCUCAUCCCGCUCAUCAUGGCCUUUGCGCUGCAGGAUGGCAACUUUAAGGUGGGCCUCAUCAUCGCGCUGGCCGCCGCCGGCUUCCUGUUGGUCAUGCGCACCAUGGCCUGGGACAGCCGCUACAAGAAGGUGUGGCCCAUGCUUGAGCUCAUCUCCAUCCCCUUAUUCGCCAUCCUGCUGGGACUGAGCUACGUCAACAACUACCAGGUCAACAAGUGGUUCCCCACCAUCGCCGCCAUCACCUUCGCCCUCAUGACCUUCCUGAGCAUUGCCUGGCGCCGCCCCUGGGUGGGUCACUACGCGCGCUUCCCCAAGUUCGACCGCGGCGGCAGCCUGCUGUGGCGCCACACGCCCAACUGGCGCCGCACCUGCGACCUUGCCACACUGGGCUGGCUGAUCGCCUUCGUCGCCACGGCCUGCCUGACGCUGGUGCCGCAAAUCACCGGUGGCCACCGUGGCCGCAACUCCAAGAACAUCAUCUUCAACUACCUGUUCCCGGCGGGCUUUGCUCUGGCCGGGCUCAUCCACCAGCAGAUGCUGGGCAACCACUACCGCAAGAGCACUGUUCGCAACCUGGACCGCUACUUCGGCCGCACACAGCUGGGGAGCGUGCCCGGAGCUGGAGCCAUGCGCACGGCCGAGACGCCCUACCCCUCCGGGGCCGCGGAGGCCACCGGCCCCACCACCGUCUGAGCGCGCCGGCGGUGGCAUGCGGGCUCUGCCCGGCCUAGCAGCUGCCUGACGGCGUUUGCAAGGGCGGUUGUUUUAUUGUAGCGCGGCAGUGUCCAGGCUUGGUUGGCGUGCAUGUGGAGGGGGAGUCUGUUUGUCAGCUGAAAUUGAUGCAUCUGUGGUUCCGAUGGUCAAUGGUGCCACAGUCACUUUUGCCACCGCAUCUACCAUGCUGACCCCUCAUGACAUGACAGCGUGUGGCAUUCAGAUGCAUGGUGUGCGGCGCUGCCGGAUUGCCUUGGCCGCCGUGGCAGGCAUGCUUUGACGUUGAAGUGACGCACUGUCGGGCUCCGUAGAGGGUUGGCUACGCACUUAAACUGCAAAGGUUGGUAGCUGUAGGCAGGCAUGCUAGCUGUUGACAUGCGGCGGUGAUCGGUACCUGUGCAUCCC